AUGCAGAAGAGGAUGGGCGAGGCGGUGGCACGGGUGGCCCGGAAGGUGAACGACACGGUGGAGAACAAAACGGAUUCCCUGGAUCUGGCCAACUGCAAGCUGAUGACCUUCCCUGUUGGCAUCUACAAAGCCAUGAGGACCGUCACUGAGGGGAUCCACCGCAUUUCCCUGGCAAACAACGAGCUUAAGUCCAUCACCAGCCGAUUCGUCACCACCUUCAGCCAGCUGAGAGAGCUCAACCUGGCAGGCAACUAUCUGCACCGCCUGCCUGAGGAGGUCACUUCCCUGCUGCACCUCCAGACCAUCAACCUCUCCCGCAACAGAUUUCGGCGUUUCCCUGAGCCCUUGGCCACCAUCACCACACUGGAGACCAUUGACCUGGAAGAGAACGAGAUCACAG
This is a messenger RNA of Antrostomus carolinensis (chuck-will's-widow), 400 nucleotides long. RefSeq names its product leucine rich repeat containing 20 (gene LRRC20). Gene Ontology annotation, molecular function: protein binding. The transcript has 3 exons. The record is from RefSeq and is a predicted model, not a curated record. NCBI's taxonomy places the organism in Eukaryota, Metazoa, Chordata, Aves, Caprimulgiformes, Caprimulgidae. The annotation marks the transcript as partial. Gene Ontology annotation, cellular component: cytoplasm.